AUGGCCGGCCAAUUCUAUGCCAUCACCGGUAUCCCAUUACCCGCGAGGCCGGAGAUCUCCACAUGGUCGAGUUCCACCAAGCCCGAGGACCAAAUUCAAGUCUCGCUUUUCAUCCGAGCCCUGCGCCAGAUGCAGCAGAAAGACCCAGUGCAUGACAAGCUGUCCUUUUACCAGAUUGCCGGAGUCCACGGAUAUCCAAAGGUUGCGUGGGACGGGGCCAAGGAGAACGACGGGUUCUACUGCACCCACGGUGUCUUCACUUUCCCCACUUGGCACCGACCUUAUAUGUUGUUGUAUGAGCAAGUGCUGUACAAUAUCAUGGUCGACGAACUGAUCCCCGGCAUCGAGGAUCCGGCCGCAAAGCAGGCCUGGACCCGUGCAGCGCAACGAUGGCGUCUCCCCUUCUGGGAUUGGGCCAUCCGUCAGUCCGAUACUGGACAGUUUGGCGUUCCCGGAAUCGUAGCGGGUCAGAAUGUCUGCAUUCGCAAACUUGGCGGGGAGGCAAUUGAAACCGUUGAGAAUCCCCUUUACAAGUACAUCAACAAGGUAGAUGGGAAGGGGGUCCCGAUGGGUGACCCGACAAUGAAGGGACAGCGUCUUGGAUACGAUGACGGCAAACAAUACAACGACUGCAUUGGAACCAGCCGUUAUGCAAAACCCGGCGAUGAAAAAUGGGUUGCUGGGUCCGUUGACAACGCCAAAGUUGGCGAUGCCCUCGCACACCCUGCAGGAAAAAACUGGGAGCCUGGGAAGUCAAUUGCAGACAACGUCUAUCGGAUUCUCACCGAUGGAUACUUCACGAGCUACAAGCCAUUCUCAUCCACCCACUAUUGUGACUACAGGAAAGACGUGGAGAAGGGUAAGCCCCCUCUAACGCCAUGCGAGUAUCUUUCACUGGAGAUGAUACACAACAACAUCCACAACUGGACUGGGGGGGCAACCGACGAAGCACAGGGCCAUAUGUCCGAUGUGCCCGUAGCAGCAUUCGACCCCAUCUUCUUCUUGCACCAUUGUAAUGUCGACCGACUGUUCGCAAUCUGGCAGGCUCUGAAUCCCGAUAGCUGGUUUGACCCACCCCUUCCUCCCCACGGCCAUGACGACAACGGCAAGCCUAUUCCUGGUCCUCCGUAUUGCCCUGACCCAAAGAGUGACGCUCCUUUGCCGCCGUUCCGCAAGGACAGUAGCGGCGAAUACUAUUCGUCUGACUCUGCGCGGAGCACCGAAAAACUGGGGUAUACUUAUCCUGAGCUGCUCCCGGGAAAUAGAGAGAAGUUAAACGCGAUCCUGCGGGAGAAAUACGGCAAACACCUAUUGCACCUCAAGAGACCAGUAGAUGAUAAAGGAAAGCUCAUCCCCGGCAUUGGUCAUGAGACGUUCCCCGACUACCUCAUCAACGUUCAAUAUGACCGGUUUGAAUUCGGCGGCGAACCCUACACUGUCAGUUUCUAUCUGGACACAUUCAACAACCAGAGCCAAAGCCUCGAGCGUUACGUCCUGGGUUCCUUCUACAACUUCACUGCGCCCGUGGUGCCCGACUGUGAGAACUGCAAAGCACAGGAGAGCAAUGCCGCCAGGUCGAAAGCACAAGUGCCGAUUACACUCCCCUUGCAAGAGCUAGUCCGGGAUUCCGACCUUCCCAAUGCCCACAGCAUGGAAAAGCUGCACGUUGAGGCCCUGCUACAGGACCAGCUGAAAUAUUCGGUGACCAAGCGUUCCGGUGAAGAGAUACCCUUGGAGCAGGUUCCAGGACUUCUGGUCACUGUUCAUGCUGGAGAGAGCAGCUACCCCAAGGAUGAUUCGCUUGAUGUCUUUAUGCCUCGCACCUAUUCUCCUCUCUGGGCUGCCACUCAGUAUAAGGUUUGUGGUGCUGCGCCGGCUUAG
Messenger RNA from Aspergillus versicolor CBS 583.65, 1881 nucleotides. RefSeq lists its product as uncharacterized. The record is from RefSeq and is a predicted model, not a curated record. The transcript is spliced from 8 exons. The coding region runs from base 1 to 1881 and encodes 626 amino acids. Gene Ontology annotation, molecular function: oxidoreductase activity. NCBI's taxonomy places the organism in Eukaryota, Fungi, Ascomycota, Eurotiomycetes, Eurotiales, Aspergillaceae.